Molecule: messenger RNA, 2244 nt
Organism: Aureococcus anophagefferens
Lineage: Eukaryota; Pelagophyceae; Pelagomonadales; Pelagomonadaceae
Exons: 2
Coding region: 1-2244 (747 amino acids)
Molecular function (GO): protein binding
Source: RefSeq, a predicted model, not a curated record
AUGCCCGACUCGGCGAGCUCGAGCCAGGAGUCGUCGGACGACGACUUCGACGAGGUGAGCGCGAACGCGCGGCGCGGGUCGUCGCUCCUCGUGCCCCUGGCGCCGUCGCCGCCGCCGCCGUCGGCGCAGCGCGCGGCGUCGCCGAAUAAGUCCUUCAAGAAGCGCACGACGGUCAUGCUGCAGCAGACCGAGGUCGACGACGAGGACUUUGAGAAGAACCAGAAGAAGGCGUCCGCGGCGUCCAAGGCCGCGCCCGCGGAGAAGCCCCAGCGGCGGAGCUCCAUCUACCGCGACGACGGCAAGGCCGACCUGCGGGCCGUCGCGCGGUCGACGAUGCGCCAGACGCAGCGCGCGCUCACGGGCCGGCGGCCGUCGCGGCUCCUGCCGCCGCCGACGGAGGACUUCGCGGAGUGGUUCCUGCGGUCGCAGCACCCGGCGACGUCCGCGCGCCUCCGCAAGGAGAUGGCGUCGACGCUCGGGCCCGUGGCCAUCUGCGACCGCCUCGACAUCGACGUCCUGCUCCGGGUCGCGGUGCGCCAGCUCCGCUUCGUCGCCGGCGCGGACGUCGUCACGAUCCACACGAUGAACCGGCGCACGGGCCGCCUGCGGCCGCGCUUCUCCACGGACAUGGCGCGCUGGAAGCGCUGCCACCCGUCGCGGCCCGAGGACCCCACCGUCGAGGCCUGCUACGAGUCGCGCGCGCUGCUGAACGUCGCGAACGUCGCGUCGUGGGCCGAGGCGCGCGCGGGCAUGGGCGGGCCGCGGCAGCCCGCCUUCGACGUCGGCGGCCGCUACAUGACGCGGUCGACGCUCUGCGUGCCGCUGGUGCUGCCCCACCAGGUCCACGGCCUCGGCGACGGCGGCGACGCGAAGCGGUGCCUGGGCGUGCUCCAGCUCACGAACCGGCUGAACCGCCGCGCGUGGCUCGGCCCGGGCCCGGAGACGCGGGGCGGCGUCACGACGGAGCUGGCGCUGGCGCAGCGCACGCGCGCCUUCAGCCACCGGGACGAGUGCGCGGCCUACGUGCUCGCCGCGGCCGUGUCGUUCCUCUUGUACUACGAGCGCGAGGUCCGCGCGAUGCGGAGCGCGCAGCUCGCGGCGACCUGGGGCGGCUCGACCUUCGGCGGCGGGCGGGGCGCCCUCGUCGCGCGCCACGGCGGCGCGCUCGGCGCCGGCGGGGGCGCGGCGCACGGCGCGGACGCGACGCGCGACCUCGCCGUGAGCCGGUUCCGCUACGCGCAGUGCGCGUGCUCCGUGCUCCAGGGCACGUGGAUCCCCAAGGACGUGCUCGACAUGAACCUGGGGCGCGACGGCGAGCGGCGCGACUCGCUGUCGUCCGUCCACGGCGGCGCGGACGACGAGCCGCGGAUUCUGAGUGACGAGCAGCGGCUCGCGACGCCGCGCAUGGCCAUGGCCGAGGCCGUCGUCGCCGCGACGCUCGUGGCGUCGCGGCGCCUCGAGUGCGCCCACCUGUCGUGCUACCGCCUCGAGGCCCUCGAGAUGCACCUCAACGCGUUCGUCGGCGCGACCAAAGCGUUCUCCGCGUUCCGCCGGUGCUUCAAGCGGCGGCGGCGGGAGACGUGGUGGAUGUCGCCCGUCCAGGGCAAGUUCAAGAAGUUCAAUUUGGUGGGCCUGUCGCGCCACGUGAAGAACGCGCGGCGCAUGCAGCACGCGUUCUGGCACCUCGACGACGACAUCCGCGCGCGGAUAAGGCGGCGCAAGGUCAAGGACGACAUCCGGUCCCACGCGAAGCGCGCCGGGGCCCGGAAGCGGCCCUGGUUCGACGGCUUCCCCAUGGUCGCUUUGGACGACGACGCCGCGCCGCGGCCGUCGCCCGUGCGGAAGCCGCCGGGCGCGCCGUGCCCGCGCGGCGACGACGCCGCGUCCGCGGUCGCCGUCGCGCCCGCGGCGCCCUACCCGGACGUCGACGGGCCCAUGGAGCGCACGGGCUGGUCCUUCGACGGCGUCCCGGCCAUGCCGCCCAUCCACCCGCACCGCAUGUCGCGCGCGACGCUCGCGCCCGGGGACGACGUGAGCUGCGUGACCUUCAACACGCGGCCGACCUUCGACGCGGGCUACCUCGAGGACGACCUGACCUUCGACGCCGACGCGUCCUACGCCAAGUCGUCGGUCUUCGGCGAGCACUUCGGCGAGAGCAGCAACGACGUCUACCCCUGCGCGCUGCCGGGCUUCGCGGGCGCGGCCGACCCGCUCGGCUCCUGGCGGAGCCUCGCGCUGUUUUAA